AUGCCACCGGGCCGGCUGCAGCAGUGGCUGUCGCCCCGCCCGGCGCAGCGCACGACCACGGCCCACGACGCCUCCGUCGCCGCGCCCGAGGACGCGAUCCUGUAUGACUUCGUCAAGAACCGCGCCGGCCUCAGUGCCGUGCGCGAGACGCAUUAUCUGAGCAACAAGGGCGUCCGCGAGGGCAAGUCCGGCCCGCCGCUGCACAUUCAUUUGCGGCAGGACGAGCACUUUGAGGUGCGGCAGGGUGUCCUAGGAGUUGUGGUGGAUGGGAAGAAACACGUUGUUUCAAAGGACGACGGGCGCAUCUCUGUACCCUCUGGAGCGAGACACACGUUCUGGGCACACGCAUCCUCAACCGAGGACCUCGUCUUCACCGUCUGGGUGGAGCCGCAGGGGCUCGACCACGGCUUCGACGAGUCGUUCAUGCGCAACUUCACGGGAUACCUGAGGGACUGCGAGAGGCAGAAAGUCGCGCCGUCGAUCUUCCAGAUCCUGCUGUUCCUGUACCACAGCGACAUCGUGCUGACGCCCCCAUUCUGGUUGCCGGUCUGGUUUUUGGUUCUGCUGCAUCACUUCUUCGCUUGUUGGGUGGGGGCGGGACUUCUUGGAUACCAGGCGAGUUACCCCGAAUAUAGCCUGCUCAACGAGGGUAAAAAGUCGACAUGA
This is a messenger RNA of Diaporthe citri, 666 nucleotides long. RefSeq lists its product as uncharacterized. Lineage: Eukaryota; Fungi; Ascomycota; Sordariomycetes; Diaporthales; Diaporthaceae. The transcript has 3 exons. The record is from RefSeq and is a predicted model, not a curated record. Bases 1 to 666 code for a protein of 221 amino acids.